This is a messenger RNA of Vespula vulgaris, 7718 nucleotides long. RefSeq names its product neurotrimin-like. The transcript is spliced from 11 exons. Lineage: Eukaryota; Metazoa; Arthropoda; Insecta; Hymenoptera; Vespidae. The record is from RefSeq and is a predicted model, not a curated record. Gene Ontology annotation, cellular component: neuron projection. Bases 560 to 2272 code for a protein of 570 amino acids.
GCUCCCCCCUCGAGGGCGAGGACGCCAGUCGACGCCGGGCGUCCCGAGCGUGCAGCAGCAAGCACGACGCGUGUAUUUCGAGACGUUCGUUCUUCGACGGUCGCGUUUUAAACUCGAUUCCAAACUCGAUUCGAAACGAAAGAAGAAACGAACGAGACGUUCAUUCUAAAUAAUUACAAAUUGAUCUCGAUCCUACUCGACUCGUCGUCGCCUUUCAAAGGCUUUCGAAAAUUUUGGGAUUUUUAUCGAUCGAUCGAUCGAUCGAUCGGUCGAUCGAUCCUCGAGUUUUCAUUUCGUAUUCAGGUGCUUUUCUUCCUAAUCGUUUUUAGGAUGCCUGGGACGGACGUGAUCUUUUACAAAAUUGUGUGAAAUUGAAAGGAUAAAGAUAGAGAGAAAAACGAAGAGAAAGAGAGAGAGAGAUUGAGAGGGAAAGAGAGAGAGAGACCAUUCGAGAUCGUUCGGUGAUCAAUCGUUUAUUUUUUCCUUUUUUUAUUUCCGUGCGAGAAAGAAGAAAGAGAUAAAAGUACGAGGAAAUUAUAAAGAUAAAAAAUAGAAUAAAAUGGAAGCUCGUUAUUAUUAUUAUUGCGACGAUCGUUCCAUCAGUUCACGGCCAUGCUCGAAGUUUCACGAAAGAAGACGCGAGAGAUCCAGGAUCGAAACCGGCGCUAAGAAGAAAUCUUUUACCUUCGAUCGGAUCGAAGAGAAAACAGAGUUUGCGAUGCUUGAACUCAGAGACUUCGAUGGUGAACGGCUCGCGUGUGAAUGCCGACCGGAAUCUUCCGUAUUGACGAGUGACGCGUACGCGGGUGACGACGAUAAUGAUCUACAAAUCUCUACUUUGUCUUCUUCUACUACUACUACUACUACUACUACUACUAAUACUAAUACUAAUACUAAUACUUCCACCGAUAAAUCAUUUUCCUCGCUUCGUCGUAUCCAGAAGAAGAGAAGUUUGCCGAUUUAUAUUCUACCAAGGAUGGCCGCACUUUUUAUCUUCUUCGUUUGCAUUCUCAUGCAGGAUGGACAGUCAACUUACGCGGCCUUCACAACCGUUACCACUGCACGAGAUCCUGAGUUCGUCUCUGAAAUAGGAAAUAUCACGGUACCGGCAGGGCGUAACGUUAAACUGGCAUGCAGUGUGAAGGAUUUGGGUACGUUCAAGGUGGCCUGGAUGCUCUUCGACAAGAGCGCCAUUCUGACGGUACAGAAUCACGUUAUUACCAGGAACCCAAGAAUAUCUGUGUCGCACGACGAGCAUACAACCUGGUACCUACAUAUCAAUAACGUGCACGAGGAUGACAAGGGAAAGUACAUGUGCCAGAUUAAUACGGCUGCGGCCAAAACACAAUAUGGAUAUCUCCACGUCGUUGUUCCACCGAAUAUCGACGAUUCACAGAGUUCCUCAGAUGCUAUAGUACGAGAGGGUGCAAACGUAACUUUGACGUGCAAAGCAACCGGAAGUCCAAUACCCAGCAUUCGUUGGAAAAGAGAUGACAAUUCGAAAAUCACGAUCAAUAAAAGUCUUUCCGUGCUCGAAUGGGUGGGAGAGACGCUAGAAAUGGAACGCAUUUCUCGACUAGACAUGGGCGCUUAUCUCUGCAUCGCUAGCAAUGGUAUUCCGCCUACGGUCAGCAAGCAGAUCAAGGUGUCCGUUGAUUUUCCCCCUAUGCUCUCAAUACCGCACCAAUUGGUUGGCGCACCCUUAGGUUACUCCGUCAAGUUGGAAUGCUAUACGGAAGCUCAUCCGACUUCUUUAAAUUAUUGGACCAGAGAGGACAAGCACAUGAUUCACGAUAGCAGCAAAUACAAGGUCGUUUCUACUCCUGAGGUUCCAUCUUAUAAGACUCAUAUGACCCUCGAAAUUUUCGACAUUCAGAUGGAGGACUAUGGUGCUUACAAGUGCGUAGCGAAAAAUCCACGGGGCAAUACCGACGGCGUCAUUCGGCUGUACAAAUCACCACCCCCGAGCACCAGUCCGAGCCCGUCAACCACCGAGAUCCCUAGAAAAGAUUGGGAGGCGAUAACGGAGCUGAACAAUUCCGUUUAUGCAAAUCCAAACUUGCUGACGAUUCACAACGAUAAGAAUAUGAAAACGAGUAACAAGUUUCAGUCGAACAUAAACGAGAUCGGAAAGUCGGAACAAAAGUCGAGCGACUUGAACAGGAAAAGGAAUUACAAUUGGCCUUCUGACGACAACGAUGCUGCAAUAUGCAUCGGGACGACAGGUGCAGCGAUAGCACUCAGCCUAAUCAUGACGACGAUUAUUCGAUAAGUUCGAAAAUGCUGAAGGACCACCGACGUCCGCUUUUCUGUAAUUAUGGAUUACGUUAAACAGAGGAAAUAAAAUAAAAUAAAAUAAAAUAAAAUAAAAAGUUAACAAGAAAAAAAAAGAAACACGUACACACGAGAUUAGAGACCCAAAUACACGUACACAUAGAAAUAUACACAGAGAGACAUGUACACGAAAAAGGCAUAAAGACUGACCGAGUAGUUAGUGUCGUAUAAAAAAAAAAAAAAAAAAAAUAAAAAAAGAGAGAAAAAAUACAAGAAGAAGAUGAAGAAAAGGAAUAAGAAGAAGAUGAAGAAGAGGAAAAUGAAAAAGGAAAAUCAAUAUGUAACGAGAUUUAUUAUGAAAUUUGAUUACGCGUGUCAAGAAAUAAGUGCAAAUGAGAGUUCAACGAGGAAGAUGAAAAAUUAAAAAAAAAAAAAAAAGGCAAAAAGAAAAGAAAAGAAAGAAAAAGGAACGAACGAAACGAGACGAACGAUUAAUGGAAAAUCACAAAGUGCAACGACUAUCGCUUUCAAUGUAAAAUAUUGUAUAACGCCGUAAUAUAUCAGUAAAUGAAGAAAAAAAAAAACAAAAAAUGGAAAAAAAAACCAAAAAACAAAUAUUCAUGCCGCGCCAACAGACCCUCCCCCACAGAUCAGCACAGCGAGGAGAGAAGGUCGUUUACGUGCGAAUCGAUUCUCUAUUUAUAUUUCUAUAUUCUAUUGUAUCAUGUUGCUAUAGAUAGUUUUGUCAACAAUUUAUCCUUUCUUCAUUUGCAAUAUAUCGAAAGCAAACGUCCUACAUUUGUUUUUGAAACUUCAAGGAUGAAAUUAUUUCCUCUCUUACUAUUGUUAUUGUUAUUGUUGUUGUUGUCAUUAUUAUUAUCAUUAUCAUUAUUAUUAUUAUUAUUAUUAUUAUUAUUAUUAUUAUUAUUAUUAUUAUUAAAUAUAAAAAUUGUUUUUGGCAUCGAUUUUCUUUCAAGUAUUUUAUUAGAAACGACUCUAUCUUUAUCACUCACUCUCUCUCUCUCUCUCUGUCUGUCUGUCUCUCUCUCUCUCUCUCUCUCUCUCUCUCUCUCUCUCUCUCUCUCUCUCUCUCUCUCUCUCUCUCUCAAUUUACUCCUUAUUUUUUCAUAUACGAAAUCACGGAACCCAUCUGGAUACUUGAGAUUAAAACGUCAGAUUUCGUACGUCCGAUAUUCUCACGUGAAGAGGUUAACGGAAGUAGAAAAAAAAAAGAAAGGAAGAAAGAAAUGAAGAAGGAGAAAAGUACAACGUGCAAAAGAAAGAGUAAGAAUAAAAAGAGAGAGAGAGAGAAAGAGAUAGAUGAUAGCGAAUGAAUAUUAAAGAGCAGAAUAUUAUUAUUUGCACGAAUCUUCGAUCGAAGACUACCUUUAAAGAGCUGACGUUCAGACGUCCCUUUUUCUUAUCCAAAGAGGCUAUCCAAAUCUCACUCUUACCAUUGUAAUCAUUUCUUCUACAUCUCGAACGAAAUCCUUUCACUCGACAAUUUCCACCACUCUUUCGUUCAUUUAUUCGCAGAUUUACUCGGAUUAAAAAAAAAAAUUAUGUCAACAAUUAUGUCAUUUUCUUGUAAAUAUCACUCAAUAUCAAUCAUUGCAAUAUCAACAAUUGGAUCGUCUAUAAUUCAAUAUAAAAUUUUCACAGCUACGAAAAAGUCAAACUUAUACCUGACAAAGUGAUUUAAAUCUUCGAGUUACUCGUAACAAACUAAUAAUAAUUAAUUUUAACAAUUAUAAUAAUAAUAAUAAUAAUAAUAAUAAUAAUAAUAAAAUUCUUAUAGAGAAUUAUAAAAAGAGAGAAUAUAAAGGAAAAAAGAAAAAGAGAGAAGUAUUAUCAAGAAGCAUUAGAAAAAAUCAAGCAGUAGGUAAACUAAUCUUCAUUUGAAAACACCUACCGAUUAUGUUCCGAAAGUGUCACUUCCGUUAGCCCUUUGUUCCCUUCUCCCAAGGGUAGUUUCCGUAAGAGUGCUUUACCCGUGUAAAACAAAACUCGUAGAAUGUUUGUCUGCACGCAAAAUACGAACACACACACACACACACACAUAUGUAUACAUAGAGAAAUACAUAGAGUGAGAGAGAAAGAGAGAGAAACAAAGUGUGAAAGAGAAAGAGAGAGAGAGAGAGACACACACACACACACACAAAGAAAUAGAGUGAGAGAGAGAAACAAAGAGAGAGAAAGAGAGAGAGAGAGAGAGAGAGAGAGAGAGAGAACAUAGAACUCGUCCCUCGAGGUACUUUCGUUGCACGUUUUGUCGCAUUAUUUAACGCCCGUCGUCCCGGUUGCCCGUUUUCACGCAGGAAAUCUGCCACCACUGGCACCCCCUCCACCAGCAAAAACGAGGAAGAGGAGAAAAAUACGUGCAUUACAUAAAGAUUUAUCUUGGCACGGGGAUGCAGCACGUGUUAUCCGUGACUCCUCGACGAACGUAAUUAAAGUCACGUCGUGUUGCGCGCGCGCACGUGUACGAACGGACGAACGAACGAGCAGGAGCAGGAACAGGAGCAGGAGCAGGAGCAGGAACGGGAACGGAAGCAGGAAUGGGAACGGGAACGGGAGCAGGAGCAGGAACAGAAGAGGACGCGGGCGCGAGUUCACUCGAGCGGAAAAAUGAAAAUUUAGUUACAUCUCUCUGCUUUUUAGCGAUGCUACGAGUAUUUCAAGUUACCCACGACAGCAUAUUUUUGUUAAUACUGUUCCUUUUUUUUUCUCUUCUUUUUAUUCCCCCUUCAUUCCUCUCUCACUCCUCCCCACCACCACCACCACCUCCUCCUCCUCCUCCUCCUCCUCCUCCUCCUUUCUCGUCAGUUUCAUUUCCAUAAUUCGUUGAGAAUUAUCGCAAUGUCAUUGUCUCUUUCUAUUUUUUCCCCCUUUUUUUUUCUUCCUUUUUUUUCUUUGGAAUUUUAAUCGUUUUGAAUUUCGUUGAUUCCCUCGUGUAAAUGGCCUUCUUGAUAUCGUAAAUAGUAGUACGUAUAUAUUUAAAUGGUGAAAGAAAGAUCGCUUGAAAGGCGUACGGAUUAUUUAUUACACGUAAUUGCACUUUUUGCAACUUUUAUUCUCACCAACGGUAGCGAUGUAAAAAGGAAAAAUAAGGAAUAUUAUCAUCAUCGAUCAAUAAUUUAUCCCUUCAAUUUUCAUCCUUAACAUUUACUAAUCCUACGAAAGAUCGUUUCCUCUAGCAACAUUUUAAAUUAAGGAGAAUUCAUUGAUCAAGUCUUAUCAAUUGAAAUUUGCUUCAAUGAUUGAUAAAAUAACGUUUCGAUCCGUUUGAAUUUGAGUUAGCUGAUCUGGUAAAGGAGAGGUGGUGGGUGGAGGUUAAUUAAUGCGUAUGUUAAUUAGUCGAGGAGAGGGAAUUAAACCGCGAACGCGCAGUGCAGACAGAAACGUAGCUCUUUCGCGAGCGGAGGUAAACGAGCGCCGGAUUAAGCUGACUUGGAACUACUUAGGAAUAUCCAUUAUUCAAGGUACAUCUUGUUUAAAGCAACAGGUUCAAGAUAAAGAGAGAGAGAGAGAGAGAAAGAGAGAGAGAGAGAGAGAGAGAGAGAAGUCAAGGUAUUCCGCGUAAAGGAGUUCAUGUUACGGCAUAGCUCGAAGUAUUAAAGAAGGGAUUAAAGAAUGGUACUGGUUGUAUUAAGGACAACUCCUGUGAAUUAUUCGGUAUCUGAAAAGAAAAAAGAAAAAAAAGAGCAAUCUAAGAAGUGCAGAAGAUAACACCAAAUUUUUUUUAAUCCCUCUCCUUCCUCCCACCAUUAAAAAUUUUCAUGUUCGUCAGGUUAUUUUCCUUUUCGUUUUUAUAUCUUUCUCUAUAUGAACAUUUGAUAAUAGUGCAUGGUCGAAUACGCCACUCAAGCGACAACGCCACGACUCUCGAUCCUCGAUCGUUUUGUCGUGAUUUAUUAUAAUAUAAUGAAUAACAGUAAUAAUAGGACUAAUAAUAAUAGUAAUAAUAAUGAUAAUACUAAUAAUAAUAAUAAUAAUAAUAAUAAUAAUAAUAAUAAUAAUAAUUAUGAUAGUAACUAUAAUAGUAAUAAUUACGACUCGUAUAGAAAGUGUGUAUGUGUAAAGCGAAAGAGUCGAAAAGGGAAAAAAAUAAAGGUAAAAGAUAAAAGAAAAAAGAAAACAAAAAAGGACAUUUCACUCAGGCUCACAUUCGUAUUUUUGUUAUAUAAUAUACUUUCUACGAUUUUCGUCAGGCUAAUCGUAAUUUGUACUAGAUAAGGGAGACGUGAUGACGUCGAGAUGAAAUAAAAGUCGCAAACUAAAACGAACGAACGAACGAACGAAUGAACAAACAAACAAACAAACAAAACGAAACAAAAAAGAGAAAAAGAACUUGCACGUAAAAUAGGAUAAAUUCUUCGAAUGUGGGCUUAAGUGAAUGAAAAAGAAAAAAGAAAAAAUACGUAAAAAAAAAAAUAAAUAAAUAAAUAAAUAAAAAGAAAUAAGCACAUGAAAACGAAGAAUGAGAAGAAGAUUUAUCCUCUUGUCAUCUGUGGAUCCUGUACAUAGGAGUAUAUAGUUAAUAACGGAACUAAAAGUAUGCGAUAAUAGAGCGAGAGAGAGAGAAAGAGAGAGAGAGAGAGAGUGAGAGAGAGAAAGAGAGAGAGAGAGAAAUUACGUAGAUUUAAGUUUCGAUCUAGUAUUAAAGAACGACACGACGUCCAUACCUUUAAAUGUAGAGCUUGCCGUGUCGUUCUGUCAAUGGCCGUUUUACGUUAAAAAUAAAUAAAAAAAAAAAAAAAAAGAAAAAAAAAAGAAAACAAAGGCAAAGAUAAAAAUAAAAAAUAAAUAAAUAAAUAACGGAAGAAACGAGAAGAUAAAAAAAAGAGUACCAGAAAAACGUGAGAAAGGGUUAGAGGGAAGGGAGGAGAGAGAAAGAGGGAGAGAAAUGGAUAUAAAAGAGAAAAGAAAUCUUAUAAUUAGCGAGAAUAUUUUCAUCCUUAGCCUUUUAAUUAACGAAUCAACGUAACACGAACUGCCCGUCUAGUCGUUAAAUGUAUAAGAGGAACGAAUUAACAGGAAGGUAUAUAUGUAUACAUAAUACAUCGGAAGUAUAAAUAUAUAAAUAAAUGAAUAUAAAUAUAAAUAUAUAUAUAUAUAAAUAUAAAUAUAAAUAUAUAAAUAUACGAAUUUUAAGGAGGACUAUCGAAGUAAUGAUAUAUCGUUAUAUACAUAUAUUACAUAUAUUGUAUGUGACAUGAUAUAUUAUUAUAAACACUAUUAUGCUUCGCGCCGUUGAUUUGAAUGUUGUUAUUUAUAAAAGAAAAAAAAAGUUACGAUAAAGAAAAAAAAAAAAAAGAACGUAUGCGAGAGUAAGGCAAAGUGAUGAGAGAGAGAUGGGAUGGAUAUAGCGACGAGAGAUUCUUAUAAGUAAACCCGACAUAUGUAAUAAAAUUUUGGCGUGCAACUACUGCCACAAAGAUGAA